Centropristis striata (black sea bass) is the source of this 1818-nucleotide messenger RNA. RefSeq names its product ferric-chelate reductase 1b (gene frrs1b). Gene Ontology annotation, molecular function: oxidoreductase activity, acting on metal ions. The transcript is spliced from 15 exons. The record is from RefSeq and is a predicted model, not a curated record. Lineage: Eukaryota; Metazoa; Chordata; Actinopteri; Perciformes; Serranidae. The coding region runs from base 4 to 1782 and encodes 592 amino acids.
GCAAUGUGGGGUUCAUACUUCCUGCUGGCGGUGCUGACUGGGAGUGUAGACCUGGUCCUGGGGUUCAGUAAUGGGAAGGUGAGUAUUGCCUGUGGAGACAUGGUGCCUCAGCAUGGUCACCAGCCCAGACCUGAGCCUCCUCCAUACAGCAUCACUGUGGAUACGCCCACGUUUAGUCCACAUGACAACAUCACAGUAACGUUACAAGUGGCCUCGUCCAAACACUCGUUCUUUAAAGGGUUCCUGAUAGAAGCUCGGGAUGCUGGGAACAUGCAGCAGCACUCUGCAGCAGUUGGUGUCUUCAUCCUGACGGACCCACAGGAGUCCCAGCUGCUACAGUGUAGCCACACUCAGGGAUCUGGGGUGAGCCACAGAAGAAGCACAAAAAAGACUCAUAUUCAGGUUUUAUGGCAGUCUCCUGAAAACCCUCCACAAAAAGUCCAGUUUCUUGUUACAGUGGUGCAUGAGUACAAAGUGUACUGGGUGAGGAUUGCAGGUCCUGUGGUGUCUCUGAGAGGAGCGACUGCUGUUCCUUCAACUGUUCCUGUUAAAACCACCGAGUCCUCUGCUCUGUCCACACCGUUUAGUUCAGUGGGAUGUGGCCUCAGUAAGUCCUGCCUCAGAGACCCAGUGGGAUGUGAUCCAGAGUCAGAUCCUCACUGUUUCUUCCUCUCGUUCAGCACUGAUGAAGAAGGACAGAGUGUGGUGUUUGAACAUAGCGGUCCUGCUGACGGCUACUUGUCCUUUGCCCUUUCUCUGGACAAAUGGAUGGGGAACGAUGACGUCUACCUGUGUGUGAAUGAUGGAGGCAGGGUAACCAUCAGUCCUGCAUCUGUCUCUGGACGAACACAACCUGAGCUGACAACAGAGGAGGAUCUGUGGGGUCUGGCGUGGAGGUUGGCUGACGGGGUCAUCCAGUGUCGUUUCCAUAGAAACAUCGUCCUUCCUGAGGCGCAGGGCAGGUUCAACUUAAACCAGAGCUACUUCCUGUUUCUUGCACAUGGUAGAGCUGACCAGGGUGUAAUCUACAAACACCAUCGCCAACCAUUGAUCUCCACCUAUCAGAAGGUAAUCACUGGACACCCAGAGGAUCUACUCGGCUCCCGCUCCCCCUUGCUGAUCAAACUCCAUGGUGUGUUGAUGCUGACUGUGUGGAUGUGGAUGGUGAGCACAGCCAUCUUCAUCACUCGCUUCUACAAACAGUCUUUCUUGCUGGGACAAAGGCUGUGGUUUCAGCUCCAUCGGACCAUCAUGGUCUUGGCUGUGGUCCUAACUGGUGUGGCUUUCAGCCUGCCUUUCAUAUACAGGAAGGGAUGGAGUAAGUGUGCAGGCUCACACCCUUACAUAGGCUGCACCGUCAUGGCUCUGUCUGUCAUUCAGGUAAUUAUGGGAUUUGUCAGACCAGCCCUGGAGUCCCCCAGGAGGAUCGUCUUCAGGUGGAUGCACCUCAGUACAGGCACUGUUUGCCAGAUACUCGCUGUGGCUUGUGUGUUCUUGGGGACGGCCCAGCAGGCGUUGCUGAUACCCAGACAACGGUCUGUUGCGUUGCUGACUGGAUGGUUGCUGUGGAUCGUGCUGGCAAACUUGCUGCUACUUAUUCAUUCCUCCAGACUUUGGAGUAGAGAUAACAGCAACAGUGAAGACAAAGAGAAGAUUUUAUUUGCCCAGUUAGAGAGAAAUCAUGGAGAGAGAUCCAUUUUCAAGAGGGUUGUGUUCGUGGUGUUCUUCGUGGGGAACACAGGGUUCCUGGCUGCAUUUAUAAAAGCUAUUGCAAGUGUAUAAUUAUCACAAAUUAUUAAAUAUGAUAAUCUCUCCUAA